AUGGCGUCCUGGAAUUCUGUUCCGCUGGAAGUGUUAUACAACGUGUUGGGUUGGGUCGCUUUUUUCUCUUGGUCGAUCAGUUUCUAUCCCCAAGUCAUCCUAAAUUUUCGACGAAAAAGUGUGGUGGGGCUGAAUUUCGAUUUCGUGGUGCUGAAUCUGACGAAACAUUCAUCGUAUCUCAUCUACAACGCUUCUCUCUUCUUUAGCUCUGAUGUUCAGAGGCAGUACCGCCAGAAAUAUGGCCUUGAUGAGAUGAUACCUGUAGCUGCAAAUGAUGUAGCUUUCUCAGUGCAUGCUGUUCUAUUGACUGCAUUUACGUUGUUCCAAAUUGCUAUUUACGAACGUGGAAAUCAGAAGGUCUCAAAGACUUCUAUUGGAAUUGUCACUGUUGCGUGGUUAGUUGCUGCAGUUUGUGUGUUCAUAGCUCUGCCAAGCCACUCCUGGCUUUGGCUAAUCUCCUGCUUUAACACUUUGCAAGUUGUUAUGACAGUCAUCAAAUAUAUUCCACAGGCACUUAUGAACUUUCGGCUAAAGAGCACGGUUGGAUUUAGCAUUGGCAACAUUUUGCUUGAUUUAUUUGGAGGCGUGACAAAUUAUGGCCAGAUGGCUGUGCAGUCUAUAGAUCAAAAUUCCUGGGUGAACUUUUAUGGAAAUAUUGGGAAGACACUGUUAUCUUUGGUGUCCAUUUUCUUUGACAUUAUCUUCAUCGUGCAACAUUAUGUGCUCUAUCCUGCCAAGAAAAUGGUAAUUUCUCCUAAUCUUGAUGCUUUAAGCAAGGAGGAGGCACUUCUUAAGUCUUCCGAUCACCCUCAUUUGGACAAUGUCUAG
Molecule: messenger RNA, 828 nt
Organism: Ilex paraguariensis (yerba mate)
Lineage: Eukaryota; Viridiplantae; Streptophyta; Magnoliopsida; Aquifoliales; Aquifoliaceae
Source: the annotation of a GenBank genome assembly